Messenger RNA from Fulvia fulva, 1002 nucleotides. RefSeq names its product Acetolactate synthase small subunit, mitochondrial. The transcript is spliced from 2 exons. Lineage: Eukaryota; Fungi; Ascomycota; Dothideomycetes; Mycosphaerellales; Mycosphaerellaceae. Gene Ontology annotation, biological process: branched-chain amino acid biosynthetic process. The record is from RefSeq and is a predicted model, not a curated record. Gene Ontology annotation, cellular component: acetolactate synthase complex; mitochondrial nucleoid. The coding region runs from base 1 to 1002 and encodes 333 amino acids. Gene Ontology annotation, molecular function: acetolactate synthase regulator activity.
AUGGCUUCGAAACGCGCAAUCAGAGCACUGCAAUCGCAGCUGCCGACCUCUUCCUCCCUCACUCGAGCUCAGAUCACCGCCCAGCAUGCGAGCAAAUCCCUCUCACGAGCGCAGUCCAGCGCGACCAAUGCGACAGCCUACAAACAGCUCCAUCGACGGAUCCAGCCAUUGCCUGCCGUACAACAGUCUGGCAACGUCUCACCCGCUGCAGCUGUGUCUUCCAUCCUCUACGAGACGCCCAUCCCCUCCACCGCACCACCAAAGAAGCACGUGCUCAACUGUCUUGUGCAGAACGAGCCCGGUGUGCUUUCGCGAGUAUCUGGUAUCCUGGCUGCAAGAGGCUUCAACAUCGACUCGCUCGUUGUGUGCUCGACUGAGGUGGCCGAUCUGUCUCGCAUGACAAUCGUGCUCCAAGGUCAAGAUGGCGUGGUAGAACAAGCAAGGAGACAACUCGAGGAUCUGGUGCCAGUAUGGGCUGUGCUCGACUACACUGCGGCACCACUUGUGCAGAGAGAACUCCUUCUCGCCAAGAUCAGCAUUCUCGGACCAGAGUACUUCGAGGAGCUGCUUGCACAUCACAGAGAGAUGACUGGUGACCUAGAGCCAACCAUGAUUGCAGAAGAGCCAGCGUUGGACGAGGAUGGACAGCCCAUCCCUACACCAGGUGCAGAGGAGAUUGGCGAUGUCGACUUCCACCCACGGAACCUGCCUCCAUCUGAAGCACUACGACUCAAACACCAGCACUUGGAGACCAUCACAUAUCUGACUCAUCAAUUCGGCGGCAAGGUCUUGGACAUCAGCACAAACAACUGUAUCGUUGAGCUUUCGGCCAAGCCAAACAGGAUCGACAGCUUCAUGAAGUUGAUCUCGCCUUUCGGUAUCCUGGAGUCAGCACGAACAGGUCUCAUGGCCCUCCCACGCUCCCCACUCCAUGGCGCGGAGGUCGAGCAAACCGUAGAGGUCGAAGAAGUCAUGGACGCAGCCUCCCUCCCACCAUCAUAG